Messenger RNA from Heteronotia binoei (common prickly gecko), 1155 nucleotides. Its product is annotated as transmembrane protein 255A-like. The transcript has 9 exons. The record is from RefSeq and is a predicted model, not a curated record. NCBI's taxonomy places the organism in Eukaryota, Metazoa, Chordata, Lepidosauria, Squamata, Gekkonidae. The coding region runs from base 14 to 988 and encodes 324 amino acids.
CCAGCCAGCCACCAUGCGUCAGGCCUUGACUCAGCCGCGUCCCAGCGCCAUCCCCCUCUCCUCCGACUCCAUGGGGUCUUUCAAUAGAAGAAAAAGAAAUUCCCUCUACGUAACGGUGACUCUUCUCAUUGUGUCUGUAUUAAUUCUUACGGUUGGUCUUGCUGCUACUACAAGAACCCAAAAUGUGACUGUUGGAGGUUAUUACUCGGGGGUUAUUCUUGGCUUGGGCUCGUUUCUUGGAAUUAUUGGAUCGAAUUUGAUAGAAAAUAAAAGGCAAAUGCUGGUGGCAUCCAUAGUGUUCAUCAGCUUUGGAGUCCUGGCUGCUUUCUGCUGCGCCAUUGUUGAUGGUGUCUUUGCUGCCAGACACAUUGACCUUAGGCCACUGUAUGCUGGACGAUGCCACUACUUUUCGAAAAGCACAGCCCCGCCAGAGACAGUCUGCCCUCUCCAGCAGCGUGGCCCCUGCACACCUAAGAUCAGAACCAACACCUGUUUCUGCUGUGACUUGUAUAAUUGUGGAAGCAGAGUGGAGAUUUCUGGUGGCUACUAUGAAUACAUCGAUGUCAGCAGCUGUCAAGACAUCAUCCAUCUUUACCAUUUGCUGUGGUCAGCAACCAUAUUGAACAUCGUUGGCUUAUUUUUAGGGAUCAUCACAGCUGCAAUCCUUGCUGGCUUUAAAGAUAUGACUCCCUCGCUUCCUGCUCUUAACUGUACAGUUGAAAAUGCUCGGCCCACAGUAUCCUAUUACUCAAGACCCCAGGUGACUUCGUAUAAUACAUAUUAUCACAGCACUCCACAUCUGCCACCAUACUCAGCGUACGACUUCCAGCAUUCCAGUGUAUUCCCAGCCUCCACACCAUCUGGCCUCUCAGAUGACCCACCAUCAUUAUCGCCAUCUCCAAGCUACGUGUGGUCUCCCACAGCGCCUCCUCGGUAUUCCCCGCCAUAUUUCCCACCCUUCGAAAAGCCGCCUCCAUACACACCAUGAAAGGAAUAGGAGCUCUGCCACUGGAACUCGUGGUGAAUUUUUUGUACCAGGGGAGGGGAGAGCACAGACCAUUACAUUGCAUACAUAGAAAUACAAAACGGGGACAUGAUGGCACUUCCUCUUGGUAGGCUGUGCCUGGGAAAGACACGGAUGCGAUUUAAUGGCAC